Messenger RNA from Gigantopelta aegis, 1101 nucleotides. RefSeq names its product sterile alpha motif domain-containing protein 15-like. The record is from RefSeq and is a predicted model, not a curated record. Lineage: Eukaryota; Metazoa; Mollusca; Gastropoda; Neomphalida; Peltospiridae. Bases 24 to 503 code for a protein of 159 amino acids. The transcript has 4 exons. Gene Ontology annotation, molecular function: protein binding.
UAUGCCUAGAAACAGAAAACAACAUGGCUGCGGGAAGUGCCAGUACCAGCAAACUUGAGGAUUUGAAAGAUGAAAAUGUUCCAGUAGCUUUGUACUGGUCUUAUAGCCAAGUCGCAGAUUGGAUACAAGAUCUGGGAUUCCCACAGUACAAGGCUUGUUUUACAAACAAUCUCAUUGAUGGAAGGCGUUUGGUGAUGGUUGAAGCAUCCGCAUUUCCCAAAAUAGGAAUAACGGAUUUUGAACAUAUCAAGAUCAUUUCCAAGAGUAUUCAAGAUCUUCUUACAUUAGAAGAGCCAGACUCCACACGUAGCAUCUCCUUACCACCUCGGAAUAACCUCGGUAUGUACUUGGAAAAGAAAAGUGUAAAAGGCAAAAUCAUAGACGGUAUGUCUUACCAAAAGUUUCUUCAGGAGCAUGCAGAUGCCAAGUGGAGACCACCUCUGUCGAAUCACUGUCUAAUACUGCCAUACAACACACCUCCUGGGAUAGUGGUAUUCAAGUAGAUGGUUAAGAAGAUUUUCAUAUUGGAAGUGGCUACCUUUGUUUCUGUGGACGACUUGAGUGUAAUCACAAGAAGAGAAAUAACCAGAUGAAGAGCAAUAUACCUGAAGAUACACAAACUAGACUCACUUCAGAUGGUUAACUGUAUUUUGUGUAUUUGAAUGAAUGGCAAUGUUAAAAAAUGUUUUUUGUUUUCAGAUGCUGACCAUUUUGUUUUAGCUAAUCAUGCCGAUGGCAAAUUCUACAAAGGAUGACAUCAUGUUCUACUUUUUAACAUGAUAUUUGAUAUUAAAUUAUAUACAUAUUGUUGAAGUAUAUUUUUUAUUCUUCAGGUGUUUUCUGAAAUUUUAUAUUUAGUAUUGGUAAGAUGUCACAAAAAGUGAACCAAAAUUCAAAUCCCUUGAACUCUUUAAACAAGCCAAGUUUGUUAUGAGUUAUUCUAAACUCUUAAUAAAGUAUAUUUAUACAUCAUGAACAAACAAGUUGUUAUACAAAGUAAAUUUUAAAAAUGUGUACAUCAUGCUGUCUGUAAUCAUUAGUUCACUUACUGUAUGUGUAAUAGUGAAAUUGUUUCAUGAUAUAAAUUUAUGUAUCUGUGUA